CAGCUUGCUAACUUUGGUAGACGGAAGUACUUGCUCAUAUGCUAUGGAAAAACCAGCUAACAACGCGUAUCAAACUUCCUGUACGGACAUCUUCGACUUCAACAAGAUGUCGAAAGUUAGGAAAGUGUUAGAAGAUGCAAAGGAACAUAAUAUCACCGAAAUCGAUUUGGUUGACAAAAGCAUUGCUUCGUUUGAGGACAUGCCAGGAUUGUGGUCAAUGUACAAUGUGACUAGGUUAACACUGAGCCACAACAAGAUUAAAAGUGUUCCUCCGAGCAUAGCUAACCUCGUCAACCUGGAAGUCCUCACGUUGUUCAACAAUCAUAUAGAGGAAUUGCCCACUUCAAUUUCAUCUCUCCCAAAAUUAAAAAUUCUUAAUUUGGGGAUGAAUAGGCUGAACUCACUUCCUAGAGGAUUUGGUGCUUUCCCCCAACUUGAGGUGCUUGACUUAACCUAUAAUAAUUUAAAUGAAAAAACUCUACCCGGCAACUUCUUUAUGCUAGAAACCCUGAGGGCCCUUUAUUUUGGAGACAAUGACUUUGAGAAAAUUCCAGCAGAAAUUGGUAACUUGAAAAAUUUGCAAAUAUUGUGUUUCAGAGAAAAUGACUUGAUUAGUCUACCGAAAGAAAUUGGUCAGUUAACACGUCUACGAGAAUUACACAUACAAGGAAAUGCUCUCACUCUUCUUCCUCCCGAGAUGGGAAACAUUGACUUGAUUAGUCAACGAUGUGUUGUCAGAAUGGAUAACAAUGAAUGGCUUCCUCCAAUAGCAGACCAACUAGCAAUUGGUGUGUCCCAUGUGAUAGAGUUCAUCCGGACAGACACCUAUAAAUUUAUUUACGAUCGGAAUGCACAACAGGGAAAUUCUGCACCCCGGAAGCCUAAAGAUAAAUCGAAGAAAAUCAGCUGCAAACGGGAUCAUAACUAGUUAUUUUGAGGAGUAGUACUACUAUAAUGAUGAUUCUUGCUUGUAUCAUUUAACAAAGAAAUAUCAUGACUCUAAAUGGAAUUAUUUAUUUAAUGUGUUACAUGUGUUGUAUCAGUAUGUUUUAAAUUUUUCCACAGAAAUUUUUCUGCUUUUAAAUAUACAUUCAUGUGUUGAGUAGGUUGAGUUUAUUUUUAAUAAAGAUAAUCUGUUUCUGAGGUGAUAACCUGAUGAGAGGAUAACAGAAUAUCAAGAGGUUAGGAGAUGUUAUCGAAGAUAAUGAAUUUCCAAGCAUUGUCAAAAUAUAUGUGAACUUCUAACAAACAAAAAAAUUUAAGUCCACAAAAACAUUUUAAAGUCUUGCUUCAUUUAACAGUUUUUGUAUAAAGUUCUGCCAUCAUUGUUUUAAAGUAACUUACGUUGUUAUUUGUAGUAUGUUGUUUUAUUGUUUGCUGAAAAUGUGAAUACGGUUGAUAGUUGUUUAGGCAUUACUUUUUUUUUAUGGGUGCUGUUACUGUUCAACGUGUUUGAUGCUAAUCGUGAUGCCUUCAUUACGAUGCAACUGUUUGACACAUGCUUUUUUUUUUGUCAGGUAUAUUAAUAACAUUAAAACUAAUGAUAGUUUUAAGAAAGGUGUGAUAUUAACAAUUACAGAUUGCUGGAUUUUAUCCAGUGCCGUAGAUAACAGAACCUCGUGUGUGUUUGAGAAAAUAUUUAACGAUAUAUAUAUACCACUUGUAAGUUUUACAGUUUCCUAAUUUAACUGUAAAUGUAUUUCAUGUGAAAAAUUACAUGACUUUAUUUCUUUUCAUUGCUCUAAACUAUUCAUAAAUAAGACCUAAGAUAUUAAGAGUAAAAAAUGAAAAUGAGAUAUUAUUGGCACAAUGCAAAAUUCUCUGUUAGUUAUUUCAGAUCACAUUUUCUUCCAUUUUACAAAAAAAUAAAGUUUUUACCAGAGGCAUCGCUAGGUGCUUCAAAAGAUUCAGGGAUUGGGCCCAUAGGUGCAGGAAUUAUUCAGGGAUUGGGCCCAUAGGUGCAGGAGUUAUUCAUGGAUUGGGCCCAUAGGUGCAGGAGUUAUUCAGGGAUUGGGCCCAUAGGUGCAGGAGUUAUUAGCAUUUCAGUAUAAUAUCAAUCAUGGUUUUCUGUUCUGAUUUUUCAAGACACCAACUGGGGGAUUUGGAGCAGUGUCAAAUAGAAUUAGGGCACGGGCUCCAUGUGCCAGUACCCAGUGAUGCCUCUGGUUUUUACUCUUAACUUACAGUAGCAUAAUUCACCUGAAAAGAAAUUAAGACCUAUGUAGUUUAAUGAGCAAACACCAUGUAUUUACCCAAAAAUAUGUACCCAUUUAUCGUUGUGUACCCAUGAAACAUCUUCAUGUCAUAUCCCUUUUUUGUGUGUAUGUGUGUAUUACACUGUUAAAAAUGAAUAUAUGCUCAAAAAAUGUUGACUUUCUUGAUCUACAGUAUUAAUGUGGAACAUGUGAACAACUUGUGAUUUCUCUUGUACUUUUCUCAGGGUUAUAUGUAGAUUUCUCGUGUAUCAUGCAGAAUUCUGUUUUUUCUUGUACGUUUUUUCCUUUUUAUCACUGUCUCGGAUUUUCCUGUUUCUGUGCUUUACGUGUUUCCUAGUUUUCACUAUAUUAACAGAAGUUUUAAGUAUAAAAUUUCCAUAGUACUGAAUAUAUGUUCUUAGUUCAUGUGUGACAUAGGCUUGAUAUUGCUUUGCCGAUAUUUGACCAAUUCCCUUUUCAGUUUUUUUCAUGUAGUUUUUCCGAAAUUUGUCAGAUAGACAGUAAGUCGCUAGAAGUAAAACCAUUGUGGUCUGUCCUUGUGACUUAUUGGAAUUUAAUUUUUCUAAAUGUUUCAAGAUUAAAAUCGAAAUAUAAAGAAUUGAGUAAAGACAUGUUAUUUAAGCUCUAUAUAUAUCUAACAUCUGGUUUCUUGUAACAUCUGUUGCAUAGAAUUUUUGCAUUUGGGGUCCUAAGAGAUUCUUAUUAUGUUAUUUUUGAGAAAUCAGUAUAUUUUAGGAUUUUUUUAAUUUUUGUUUUAAUGAUAUGACUUAUCAAUAUUUCCAGAAGAGUAGAAUUUAAUCUUGUACAAAUAGAUGGUCUGGUUCAAUGAAAACAUCAAUC
Messenger RNA from Limulus polyphemus (Atlantic horseshoe crab), 3056 nucleotides. RefSeq names its product ras suppressor protein 1-like. Gene Ontology annotation, molecular function: protein binding. The record is from RefSeq and is a predicted model, not a curated record. Lineage: Eukaryota; Metazoa; Arthropoda; Merostomata; Xiphosura; Limulidae. Bases 44 to 928 code for a protein of 294 amino acids. The transcript has 9 exons.